Molecule: messenger RNA, 516 nt
Organism: Rhipicephalus microplus (southern cattle tick)
Lineage: Eukaryota; Metazoa; Arthropoda; Arachnida; Ixodida; Ixodidae
Product: sulfotransferase ssu-1-like
Molecular function (GO): sulfotransferase activity
Source: RefSeq, a predicted model, not a curated record
AUGGACCCGCUGCUUUAUCCCUCCAUCGAAGGGUUCUGCAUACCAAGAGCGUUCAACGAAAACAACUUUCGCUCUGCGAUUGGCUACAAGGCACGCGAAGGAGACAUCUUUAUCGUCACUUACCCAAAAUGUGGGACCACAUGGACUCAAUACAUCGUGUGCAACAUUCUGACUCGUGGAAACCCGCCAUCUGAAAUUGACGACUACGAUCUCAUGACGCCGUUCCUUGACGCCAAGGGAGCCGAGGCUACGGAGAAUCGCCUCGGAGCAGGCCCCAUCGUGACGCACCUGCCAAGUGGUGUGCUUCAACCAAGCGACUGCGCCAAGUACAUUUACGUCGCUCGAAAUCCGUAUGACUGCGCUGUUUCUUAUUACUAUUUCCUCAGAGGAUUCACACCAAACGCUUUCCCGGAUUUCGGCACCUUCUUGGACACGUUCCUAUCUGGAGAGCUCUGUGCAGUGGCUGGACCAGCCCCUAUAACUGCCCGCAAGCAACUGAAAAUGUGCUCGUCUUGA